Molecule: messenger RNA, 1698 nt
Organism: Symbiodinium necroappetens
Lineage: Eukaryota; Dinophyceae; Suessiales; Symbiodiniaceae
Source: the annotation of a GenBank genome assembly
GAUGGGCACUGUGGAAACUUCAACUUCGAUCCCAGUGAUGAUACAAAGGAGCUGAUCCUGGAGAGGAGUGGAGGCCCCGUGUCCAAGGAUGAGUCGCUAUUUCCCGAAUCAGGACCUGUGAUUCAGGCCUUCGUCGAAAAGUCGCUGGAGGAAUGUGACGCCGAGGUGCGGCUGCAAGCAGAGGACGUGUGUGGAUCGCAUGGCCACAAAACUCGCGCACUGCUCGAUGCAUGCAUCUUUGACUUCUGCUUCGCCGGGAAAGACUUUGCGGUAGAAGACAACAUCGUCAUGCAAGAAGCAGCAGUGCCCUCCUACACCCUCCUACAGGGCUACAGAUGGGCCCCCGAGCAGGCCUUGCAGGCCAAUAGCCCCGACCUGGUUGUUCUUGCGCCGGGCGGACGAAAGAAGUGCGAGGCUUUUCUGCAGGUUGUUGGAGGCAACUUCUUCUGUGCGGACAUCAUGGCCAGAAGAUGUGUGGAGGCCAGCUUGGAGCGUGGUCAACGAUAUCUGCUGGUAGCUUUCUCCUUCGGUUCGGGGCCUGUCGCACAUGGCGGCGAGGCACGUGCAGCUCCUUUCAAGAUGAGAAUUUUCUCCUCGCAACCACUACGUGUGCGAACACUCGAGCCUGAGCACUGUCCACAGCUGGCUGCAGCCGCGCUGUCAACCCCUAAGCUGCAUGUCUCGUGCCUAAGCCUCACGGCAGUGCCUGGACGACGCUUCCGAAGGCUGGUGAGACCCCUCGCCACUGGUCUGUGUCUGUUUCAGGUGACAGGUGAGGGAGCCGUGCUGCUGCUGCUCGCCAAUGCCACAGGCUCUGACAUGACCGUCAAGAUCACAUCAGAGGUGAAGGUGAUGACAGCACGUUGUGGGGAAGGCUUGCUGGCAGCUGCGCCCGGUUCGGAACAAGACAAAAGCUCAGCAGUCACCUGCUUCAACUGUGGCAAGCCGGGCCACAUCGCUCGUGAUUGCACCGCUCCCAGGCAGCGUGGUAUCAGACCUCAGUGGCGAUACCCUGCAAAGUGGCGACGGGUGAUGACGGUCUGUCGGCUUCCAUCCGAUAGCCAGCGCAUAGCUAUGGCGCUCAUUGGCAAUGGAAUGCAGGCUGAGAUGGGUGGUGUCGAGGUGCAGGUCGCUGCAGGCAGUGAAGAGUGGGCAGCGGCCAGCUCAAGGCAACAGCAGCUUCAAAGCUACAUGCUGUCGCCGUCUGCACCAGCUGUGCAACCGUUGGACGCCUUCGAGCCGCGAAAGCUGAUGAAAGGCCUUGUCGAAGAAGCAAUGGCAGUGCAAGCGGCCGUCGGUAAGAAGACGAUCGGGGCUGCAGUAGCAGAGGUGCUGGACUGGGUCUCAGAGGAGUCUCUUGCACAAGCCGCUGCUGCAAGUCUCGAGCAGAUGCGUGUUCAAGAGGAGCAGCAGCUUCAGCAGGCCUUGGAAGCUUCGAGAGGUGCAUCGGCGAUCGACUUGCGACCGGAUUCCGAAGACAGGUUGCUGGCAGCAGCUGUGGCUGCGUCGAGUGAGGAACAGGCCAUUGAAGCCUCUCGAAGAGAGUUCCUGGCAGCUGAGGAAGCUGAUUUGCAGGCGGCCUUGCUCCUCUCUCGUGGGUCCCUUGCUGCGCCGCAGUUUGUCGUGGACUCUUCCGAGGAGGAAGCCAUCGACAUUCCUUCACUUCGCGAGUCCAAGCGCCACAAGGCCGCCGCCUGA